CAAACAUUGAACCAGCCUCACCUUUGAAGACGAACAUACUGCCUUUCUCACCUUGUUACCUCAACUGUUGUAGCGCCAAUAUUGCGCGGCAGUAUACCUCCACAGACUGGCAACAAACGACCAUCACACGCAAAUCCAAAAUGUCCUCCGAAACCUCACAACCACGACCACCACCCUCCUCCGCCCAAUCCCCCUCGGAACCACCGCUCCCUACCCCAAAUUCGAUCACUCACAGCGCGGCCAUUGCAAUGUCAAUCAUCUGCCCCAUCGCCCUACUCCUCCCGACCCGUGGUGGCCGCGCGAAGUCGACGCUGCAGAACGCCGUCCUGGGCGGCGCCGCCUUCUGGGGGUUCAACACGCUCGCGCACAAUUACACGGGCAAGUCCAUCACCGCACGGUCCAGCGAGCGGUGGGCGGCCAUGUUUGGCUUUUCAUCAUCAUCAUCAACGACACCUCAUGACAAGGACAAGAAGAUGGAAAUGGAAAUGGGGAAGAAGGGGGACCUAAGGGUUGGUCUGACGGGUCAUGUGCCUACGGAGCGCGCGGCGAGGAACAGGGAGUUGAUGGAGGCGGAGCGGAAGAGGAGGGCCGAGGCGGAGGGGAGGGAGUACACGCCCAAGAGACAGGCGGGGUGGUUUGAAAGGUGGUGGAUGGGUGAGGAGACGGAGGGGUGGAAGGAGAGGAGGUUGGAGGAGGAGAGGAGGGCGCUCGAGAGCGGGAAGGGUUAUGGCGGGUUGAUUAUGGAUCAGAUUAGGGAGGUUUGGAAUGGGGAGAGGAAGAAGGGGGGUCGAGAUGGAGAUGGGGAGGAUAAGGGGAAGGAGAAGUGAUUACUAUGAUUUUAGCGGUGAGCGUCAGUUGGAGCCUCAGGAGAGUGUGAGAUGGAUAGGCGGAAUUGUCGCGAAUAGGUUGUGUGAUUAAGAGUGUAUCUUGGAUUCUAUCUGCUUGUAGUUCUAUGGUCAGCUGUCAUGAGGGUAGCGGUCGCUAUGCUUGCCCUCUGACUGACUGCUGCAUCUCCUUUCAAGUUCGUCGAUAGGACCUUGACUCUGACUUUGUCCGCCCGGUAUCAAGGUGGCAGGUUUUUUUAUCAGCUAGCGCUUUUU
Molecule: messenger RNA, 1100 nt
Organism: Parathielavia appendiculata
Lineage: Eukaryota; Fungi; Ascomycota; Sordariomycetes; Sordariales; Chaetomiaceae
Exons: 1
Coding region: 141-827 (228 amino acids)
Source: RefSeq, a predicted model, not a curated record